Ipomoea nil (Japanese morning glory) is the source of this 465-nucleotide messenger RNA. RefSeq lists its product as uncharacterized. The transcript has a single exon. NCBI's taxonomy places the organism in Eukaryota, Viridiplantae, Streptophyta, Magnoliopsida, Solanales, Convolvulaceae. Bases 1 to 465 code for a protein of 154 amino acids. The record is from RefSeq and is a predicted model, not a curated record.
AUGUUUUGUUGUUUGAGUUCGACAUCUAUUACCUCCACCAAGUAUGGCAUAGCUCCAAUCCCCAGAGGAAGAUCAUCUAGGAGUAGGACAUAUGUUCUGCAAUCCUCAUCAAGGCUAUUGAUCCAAGCUGUGCAAGAGAACGAGGGGCCUCGACGGUUGGUUGACAUCAUUCGUAUUCUGCCCGAGGUGUCAAGAAAUUACUUCAAAAGCCCUUCUCGAAGGGCUCUUUUCGGAGGCAUCUCCUUGCUGGGUGGAUUCUACGUGGCGCAAACUAUCUCCCUGUCAUUUGGAGCCUUAGGAGUGAACGAUGUAAUCGCUGCUGUGGUGUGUGUUCUGCUCACGGAGUAUGUGACACGGUUUUACUACAGCCGGCCUAAGGUCACUUUUCCUCUUGCCCUUUUGAACAAUUUUAAGAUGGGGUUUACUUAUGGUCUCUUCAUCGACGCUUUCAAACUCGCCAGUUGA